This is a messenger RNA of Phoenix dactylifera (date palm), 1831 nucleotides long. RefSeq names its product phosphomannomutase (gene PMM). Gene Ontology annotation, molecular function: phosphomannomutase activity. The record is from RefSeq and is a predicted model, not a curated record. Gene Ontology annotation, cellular component: cytosol. Gene Ontology annotation, biological process: GDP-mannose biosynthetic process; mannose metabolic process; protein N-linked glycosylation. Lineage: Eukaryota; Viridiplantae; Streptophyta; Magnoliopsida; Arecales; Arecaceae.
GCCAAAAAGAGCUCGGCGGCUGGAAGAGGACCUCUUCUCCGAAGGAAGAGAGAGGCGCCUCCCGUCUCCUCCGCGUGCCGUGCCUGCGGCCCGCCACCACCGGCGCGGGCGAGGAUCGCCCGCCAGAUUUCGAGGCGGGGCCUCUGGACGAGGCCCUCGGCCGCUCCUGCUGCUACGUCCGCUCCGCCAGCCCCGCCCACUCCGGCUCCUCCUCCGUCUCCUCCUCUGCCGCCGCCGAGACCGCCUUCAAGUCCAUCUUCGGCGUCUCCGUCUCCGCCAACUCCUCCGCCCCGCUCCCCGUCUACGACGCCCCUACCGCGGCUGGAAGGCCCUGAGGCGGGGGGAGAGGGAUUCAGGCCGGGGCCUUUAAAAAAGAAAAAGAAAAAGAGAAAUCACUUGUAUCCCAAGCAUCCGAACAAGAUCCAGAGGCCGUCGAGUGUGGAAGACGGGGGGCAUCCUCCGUCGCCUCCUACACGCCAAAAUCGUACAGCUCAGCGCUCUGACCUCUCCUCGUUCUCAAAGGACACGUCGCCUCAGCUUUCCAUCGGAUUCCUCCGCGACACCGCAUCAUCCGCUUGGGGCGGACGGUGUUACGUUGCGAACGGUGGGCGCGUUGGGCUUGCUUCCACUAGCCGUACCCCGGAAACUCCUUUCACGUGGACCCAUCUCCGCCGUCCAAUCCCAUCUAUAAGAGACCCGCGCUCGGCCUUGUAGUUCUAUAAAUCCAAUCCCUUCUCACCGCAGGAAGUGGACCUCUAGAUCCGCGCCGGCCCCCUCCUCGUCUCUAUAGAUCUGCAACUAGGAACCUUCCGCUGAGCCGAGACGUCCUUCUCCUCUGUGCGCCCUAAGAGAGAGAUCUUUAAGAAAGAUGGCGGGGAGGAAGCCCGGCGUUAUUGCUUUGUUUGAUGUUGAUGGCACGCUCACAGCUCCAAGGAAGGUGAUAACGCCAAAGAUGCUUGAGUUCAUGGGAGAGCUCCGGGAGGCUGUCACGGUAGGCGUUGUUGGAGGAUCUGAUCUUGUCAAGAUAUCGGAACAGCUUGGGAAAUCAGUUAUAAAUGACUAUGAUUAUGUAUUUGCGGAAAAUGGUCUUGUUGCGUACAAAAAUGGAGAACUCAUUGCUAGCCAGAGUUUGAAAUCAUUCCUUGGUGAAGAAAAACUCAGGGAAUUUAUUAAUUUCACACUCCAUUAUCUUGCUGACUUGGAUAUCCCUAUAAAAAGGGGAACAUUCAUAGAAUUCCGCAAUGGAAUGCUUAAUGUCUCACCAAUAGGGAGAAACUGUAGCCAGGAAGAGCGAGAUGAGUUUGAAAAGUAUGAUAAGGUUCACAACAUACGACCAAAGAUGGUCUCUGUGCUUCGUGAAAAAUUUGCACAUUUCAACCUGACAUUUUCCAUUGGAGGGCAGAUAAGUUUUGAUGUUUUUCCACAAGGUUGGGACAAGACCUUCUGUUUAAGAUACCUUGAUGAAUUCCCAGAAGUCCACUUUUUUGGGGACAAAACAUACAAGGGAGGAAAUGACUAUGAGAUUUAUGUAUCUGAACAUACAGUGGGUCAUUCAGUGACCAGCCCAGAGGAUACAGCAGAGAAAUGCAGAUCACUUUUCCUGACAAAACAAAACGGGGAUGCUUGAGCUUCUGUUGGCAUACUGGAUCAUUUUAAUUUAUUUCUUUCUUCUGUCAAUUUAGCAGAAAAUAGAAUGUGUUACAGUUCCUGGUUCAUAAAUUUGGUUUCUCUCUGGCUUUUACAAUGUCUUAUCUUUGCAAUCAACAGCUUAGAUGCCUAUGUUAUUUAAUAAAGACAAUAAAAUAAUGUUGGCGAAUGCCUUUUCAUUAAC